Leopardus geoffroyi (Geoffroy's cat) is the source of this 7171-nucleotide messenger RNA. RefSeq names its product 3'(2'), 5'-bisphosphate nucleotidase 2 (gene BPNT2). NCBI's taxonomy places the organism in Eukaryota, Metazoa, Chordata, Mammalia, Carnivora, Felidae. Gene Ontology annotation, molecular function: 3'-nucleotidase activity. Gene Ontology annotation, biological process: skeletal system development; phosphatidylinositol phosphate biosynthetic process. The record is from RefSeq and is a predicted model, not a curated record. Gene Ontology annotation, cellular component: endomembrane system. Bases 277 to 1359 code for a protein of 360 amino acids. The transcript has 5 exons.
CCAGCCGUUGGCUAACGUGGAAGCGCGUCCCACUGGCCGGCUGAGGAGCCCGGACCGCGUUGCCCUGGGCAGUUGGGCGCGCGGCCCGGCGACGGAGGGCUUCUCGGCGCGGCUCGGCCUUUCCCGGGAGGGAGCGAUGGGGCGCGCGGGCGUCGGCGAGCGGACGCCGGUGUAAGACGCGCGGCGCCCGGCCCCGGAGCGAGGCGGCGGCGGCGGCGGCGUCGGGCGCGGGGAGGCCUGUGAGGGCCGCCGCCCCGAGCCCCGGCCUCCCCCGCCAUGGCCCCCAUGGGCAUCCGCCUGUCCCCGUUGGGGGUGGCCGUGUUCUGCCUGCUAGGGCUCGGCGUGCUCUACCACCUCUACUCGGGCUUUCUGGCCGGCCGCUUCAGCCUCUUCGGUCUGGGCGGCGAGCCGGGCGCCGGCGCGGCCGCGGGGCCCGCAGCCGCGGCCGACGGGGGCACCGUGGACCUGCGCGAGAUGCUGGCUGUGUCGGUGCUGGCGGCGGUUCGCGGCGGCGAUGAAGUGAGGCGAGUCCGCGAGAGCAACGUCCUCCACGAGAAGUCCAAGGGGAAGACGCGCGAGGGGGCCGAGGACAAGAUGACCAGCGGGGACGUGCUGUCCAACCGCAAGAUGUUCUACUUGCUCAAGACCGCCUUCCCUAACGUGCAGAUAAAUACUGAGGAACAUGUAGAUGCAGCUGAUCAGGAGGUUAUCAUAUGGGACCGUAAGAUUCCUGAGGACAUCCUGAAGGAAAUCGCCACCCCUAAGGAGGUACCAGCAGAAAGCGUUACUGUCUGGAUCGAUCCACUGGAUGCUACACAGGAAUAUACAGAGGAUCUUCGAAAGUAUGUCACUACUAUGGUGUGUGUGGCUGUGAAUGGUAAACCUGUGCUAGGAGUAAUACAUAAGCCAUUUUCUGAAUACACAGCUUGGGCCAUGGUAGAUGGUGGGUCCAACGUGAAAGCCCGCACUUCCUACAACGAGAGGACCCCGAGGAUCGUUGUGUCACGCUCCCAUUCAGGAAUGGUCAAGCAGGUUGCUCUUCAGACUUUUGGAAACCAGACCACCAUUAUCCCAGCUGGUGGUGCCGGUUAUAAAGUCUUAGCACUCUUGGAUGUACCCGAUAAGAGUCAAGAAAAAGCUGAUCUGUAUAUCCAUGUGACAUACAUCAAAAAAUGGGAUAUAUGUGCUGGCAACGCCAUCUUAAAAGCCCUUGGGGGGCAUAUGACUACCCUGAGUGGUGAAGAAAUCAGUUACACUGGGUCCGACGGCAUUGAAGGAGGGCUCCUUGCCAGCAUCAGAAUGAACCACCAAGCCCUGGUCAGAAAACUGCCAGAUCUAGAGAAGACAGGACAUAAAUAAGCAGAGCUGAUUACAGGUCACAGUUCUUCCCAAGUUGAACGGUCCGCCGAAACGCCAGGGGCUUCAAAGCAUCGGUGCAGACUAUGCAUGGUUAAGGCCAUCCUGAACUUUCUAAAGUAUUUAUGAAGCAUCAGAGACUUAUUUUCCCUGUAAUAGGAUGGAAGAUCAGGGAAAAUGGGUUGCUUCGUGUCUCAAGUAUUGUCUUUAUUUUUGAGACGAUUUUCGUACAGUUGUCAUACACAAGGCGCAUAUAUAUAUAUAUGUAUAUAUAUAUAUUUGUGAAUUAAAAUCUACAGCUGAGUACAUUGUUCUGAGUCACCAUUUUCACACAACAUCACGAACCUUCACUGUUUGUUCGUACUUUCAUAUAGAAUUGGGCUGAAGAAAGGAUUGAUUUUGUGUAGAUUUAAUAAUUACUUUACAAUUGUAUCUCAUUGAAAAUAAAGUUAUUGGGGGUUUUUACCCCUAAUGCAGAUAGAAAGCACAAGCAGCCACACAUUCGUUAAUAUGCAACAAAUGCUCUAUUUAUCUGUUGCUGAAUAUUUCUUAAGGAUUAAAAUAGAAGAAGCUGAAAUUGUUUUCAUUCUUUGAAAUUUUAAUAACAGGUUCACCAGCUAGUCGAGAAUAUAGCUGUUUGACGGUUGAGUUGUAAUUGUAGUUUCCGUGUGUGUGUUUUGUUUUGUUCUGUUUUCUUUUGAUACCAAACAGUGUAUUUGUACCCCUGGGUUCACCGUUUCUGCUAUCUUCCUAUUGAUUUUCGUUUGCUCUGUGGACAGUGCAUGGUUCCAUCCUUUCCCUCCUGACCAACAUUUAGUUUUAACUCAUAAGGUCUGGAUUAAGGUUUCAGGGUUAGCACUAGGAUUUUGGUACAUUUUCUCAUUAGGGAUAAAUGAUGCACUAUAAGAAUAUAAAUGAUUCUAUUAAUUGACUUAUUUGAUAAUUACAUGGCUUAAGCUAGCUUUCGUUAUUUUAAAAAACUUUGUUUUAGUACUUUUUAAACAAUUUGCCAGGUUUGAAUGUAGAGAUUCUCUCCUUACCAAGAAUGAUUUCUGGUUGCUUUUACCGUUAAUAAAUGCACCUAACCUAACUAAACUCUCAAGGUAGUAACUUUUAAGAUACUUUGAAGUUUCCAUUCAGAUUAAAAUAAUGAUGGUUAAUGUUACUUUCUGAUUAAUUUUUUAAAAUUCGGUGUGUGGAAUCUGGUUGGAAGAAAGGCAGUUGAGUCUUCACUGAGUCACUAUAAUUAGCCCCUUACUUUGUGAACUGUCUUUCCUGGGGAUGCCGGAUUUCUCUCAGUGUGAGAUCUGGAAACUUUGUAAACAAAUACCGUUAUUUCAUGUGACUUCGUAUUUUAUAACAUUCUGAUAAAAGGGGGCGGGAUGGCUUAUUUUGUUUUCUUUAAAAUAGCUUUCCAUUUAUUUUCCUAUCUUGGAGGUAAAAUUGACCAAAGAACGGACAUCCUCAUCUGGUGGCAUGUGCAUACAACUUUAGGUCUGCGUUUUACACGGUCUCCAAAGCCCUUUACUUCCUCAUUAGGGACUUGAAUCCAGUAGGAUGCACGUGUUUCUCCUCAAUAUCCAGCAGCUGGUCAUCAGUCUGGGAGUGGAGUGGGCCUCAAUAGGUGGGAUUUUGUUCAAUGAAAAUUCAUGCAACGUUUUGGUAGUCGGGACACUUGGUAUUUAAACAGGACUUAGGGAUUCAGAACAGAAAAUCGGAGAGCUCACCUUCCUACUUGGCAAUGAAAUGAGAACACUUUUUCUCAGGAGGGAUGGCAGAGGCUUGUCUUAUUUCCAGAGUCCGUGGUAGAAGCAGUUAAUUCUAAUGUGUCAAAUAUGGGGAAACAGGACCGGCAUACUAGGAACCGGUGUCUGAUUGGGAGUUGUUGGUUGUUUUUGUUUUUGUUUUGUUUUUUUCAGCAAUAGACGGAAACUUUCUAACUUCAUGGAAAUGAAACUAGUUCAUAUUAGCAAGCAUGACUGCUUUGGUUUUAUUUUUUAUUUCAUUAAUCUGCAUGUAGAUAAUGACUUGCGAAGGGCUUGUGUGCAAAAAUUAAGAUACUGGCUGGCAGUUAAAUGCAUUGUUUGUAUAACUUAUUGGGUAGAGGCUAAUUACUAAUGGUUUUUAGGUGCUUUCAUAGAGAGUUCGUUUUCAAAUUUUGCUUUUGUUUCCAAAAGUCAGUCUACAUUACAGAACUAAUAGAAGUACAAAGAACAGUGUUUAUAUUUAUUUAUGUGAGACAUUGUGCCAGAACAUACCAGUGAAACACCAUGAAUAAGUAAGACAUGUAAUAUCUCCCAGAAUUACAGAAAUAAAAUCACUUCUAAAAUGUAGCACAAUAAUUAGAGUUUUAACUUUUACUGACCCUGAACCUCCCUGACUCCUGGCCUUCUCUUUCUUUUAUCUUUACCCUCAUUGAGAGCACAGUGUUCCCUUAAAAUUUGAGUUUUACCCAUCACAUUUAGUAAAAACAGGGACGCCAGUAACCUCAGUACUUAUCGGCCGUCCCCUUCCUCUGCCCUUGGUCUUUACCUAGUUCUCGAUGCCCUCAGCCCCUUAAUGUUCUUCGCUCUCUGCCCCUCUUUCUUGACCAGCACUCUUCCCCAACGCUCAACCCCUGAAUUCUCUCAUAGACCUACUUUUCUCCAGGUUGGCUGCUGAGAUCUCCAGGUAGAACGGAGACGCUAGGUCAGUUCCCAGCCAGGGAGACGAAGCCUUGUCAGAGUUCUGGUUGACCGUUACUUUUCAGAGACGUCUCAAAAAGUAAGGGAAGAUCACCUUCAAAACCACAAAGACCCGCCCUGUCAAGGCUAAUCCGGUGCUUCUGUCUAUAGGGAGCAUUUCUUCAGAUCCGUUCUUGACAGAAGGAAAAUGCAGUCAAUACGAGAAGUAGGUAUAUAGGCCUGAUUAAGAAAACUUGCUUUUCCUGUUCGUUUUCACACUUCUGUCCCUAUUUCAGCGGAGAUUACCGAGAGCCUGCGAGACGGAUCAUUUCUGUCCGGUAUUCAGUUGCCGGGCAAAAUUCUUUCCCUCAAUUUUAGUGGUUUUUCUCAAUUUUAAAUCCGCAUUCAAGUGAAUUAUUUAUGGCUGUAUGAUGAAGCUGAGAAGUGCUUUGGUUGAUGUGGUUGAAGCAACAAUUGUGCAAAUUCCGUUUGCGGGGUGUGCCCUUGGAAUAUUGUGCAAAUUGGGUCAGAAGAAGGGGGGGAGGGGCGGCGGCUAAGAAGAGAGUCCGGAAGAACAACAAGCGUCCAGGGGAGGGGAGGGGAGGGGAGGGUGGCCGCAAACAUCUGCCCCCAGAGAUGGGGAGCUCUGCCCUGGUCUCAGAUGCUCAGAAACUGGAUCUUACUCGGGCUUGGAAGGUGAGCACUCUCUCUGAUAGCCCAGCAUAAGUAGAGAGAGCUGGGGUGCCCCUACGCCCUGUUCCCCAGAAAAGAAAACAUCCAGCUUGCCUCUCCUUGGUAACACCUUGAAAAUGGCCUUCUGGAGACAAUCUUUGGCAGGUUAAAAAUAGAAACCGCUUGGAUCAUUCUAGCUGCAGCUGUUUGCGUUGGCUAGGUGUUGACUGGUCCUGGAUAGAAACGGCGAUUUUGCGUUUUUGAUCCGGGUUGAAUUUAAGAUGCAUUAUUUUCAGUAUAUGCCUACAAAACGUCUGUCUUGUAACUGUUGUGUAAAAUAAACCUAUUCUACGGUUUCAUUUUUAUCCUAAAAAAAAGUUGUGCCUUAACAAUAGGGCAUUGUAUGUUAAUAAGGGAAAACAAAAUCUUUUUUUAAUAGAUGGGGAAAAUAGGAACUUUUUGCCAUUAAAAUUUAAGUUCUUUUAACAUUUUUAAUAUUAGAGUUGGGGAAAAUUCAUUAAAGUUAAAUACAAUUGAUAUAAAAUUAUUUUUGCAUAAUCUAGCAUUUACAACUGAAGUGCGUUUUUAUAAGAACUGGCAUCUUGAUGUAUAUAGGUCUGAAAUGAUACUUCAUCCUUUGGUUUUUUCAUUUGAAUAGAUACAAGACCAGGGUAAGGUACGUUUUGGUUUUUAUUUAACUUUUAAAUCAUUUCAGUGUGCUAUUGUAUCUGUUCUGCUAGUCCUCUGAGUUGCUUUGGUUUCUAAAAAUUAGCUAUUUGUUCGUGGUACCAUAUCAAUAAUUUAUUGAUGCUAAAAAAAAAAAAUACUGUGUGUCACGUGACUUAAACCAGAACAGUUCCUGGAUUGAAGGGGGGAGGAUGGGGGGGGGGAGCUUCCGAUUAGCAGUUACUAAGAGGACAAGAAUUGAACUUUGUACUUCAAAAGAAGGUUUUGGCUUUAUGAGGUGCUGUUUAUGUGAGUUGUUUAUUUUCAUUUUAUCAAAACCUGGCAGGUGUUAGCAUUCCAAUUUACUGUUGGUUUCUUUUUAAAAAACAUUUAUUUUUAAAGUUGGAUGGUGAAUUAAUUCUGUGGGAAAAUGAGGUUUAUAAGUAGUUUGUUGUUGUUUUGUUUUUUUUUUUUGAGAUAAUACAAGCCAAACUUUUAGAAGUGAAAGCUGAUGAAGAAUAUUAAAACGUUACAUACUGGGUUUGUACAUGUUCCCUAAAGUAUUAUAAUUAAGGUAAUUUGUGUAAAUCACAAAAGCAGAAACUGCGAUGUUUGGUUAGUAGUACGUUGCGUUAGAAUUCCUCUUGGGAGUAUGUUCUAUGCGUAGUAAGUUAUUAUUCAGGAGGGACGUGCUCAUCCUGUAUUUUUUUAAAUAGGAAAUACAGCAUGCCAAAAUCCUUAUUAGGUCGGUUUACUUACGGGGACUUCCAUCUCUGUCCCCAAAUUCUCUCUCGUCAUCAUUUAUGCUGAAGUGAGGAAGGUAACGUUUGAGGACUUUAACAUCACGUGUAAAAUAUGGACUUCUACUUUCGUGUAACAUGACGUCUUCCAUUGGCAGGAACCAAAGCUAGUCGUAGAGUCUAACAAGAGACACCCUGUUCUGCCAUGAUGAGCUGCGGUGCUCCUGAUGGAUUUUUCCCCCCAUUUGAUGAUGUUACUUAAGCUACUAGAGGUGUAUACACACGGGGUUGAGUUUACACUAAACUAUGAAAUGGUGUUUCCUGUUCAUGUCCCUGCCUCUUCAAACUUUGCUUUCUUAAUUGACUUGACUCCUGUGGAUCUCUUCCUUGUAAUAGGCUAACGUCGAUGAGAAGGAUUAAACUAAACAUGCCCCUUCCCUUCGAAUACCCCUUCCCUUUUGACACAUUUAAACCUAAAGCGGAGCUAGUUCAUUUGCUGUUGCCGAGACCUGCCUAGACCCGAGUUUUCUUUACUUGGCAUGCUGUAUCCUGCCUCACCCACACCACCAAAUUUCAGGGGGGGCCCGAUUUUAAUCUCUACUGAGAAGCAAACUCUCCUCCCUCCAUGGCUUUAGAGCAGUUAUUUUGUACCUCACCUGUAGCACUCAUGGUUCUAUGUGCUGUUGUAAACUUCUUAAGGACAGGGAUUAUGUCUUGGUGAUUUUUGUAUUUCCACCUCAGCCCCAGCAGCUAGCCCAGUGUCUUGAACAAAUUAGGUGCUUAAUGUAUGUUGAACUGAACUGAAUAAAGGGUUACUACUAGCAUAAGCAUUUCUCAUGCCUCACUUGUGUAAGCUGAUUGUUUUGUUAACUGCAAAUAUUUAUGAUUAUCACCCCACGCACUAAAUUAGUUUUAAAAGUUUUGCUUUCUUUCCUUCAGAUGCUACCCCAUGGACGUUUAUCUCUAGAAAAUGUGAUUGCUUCCAACGAAAUGACUAUCCCAAACUCUCUGCCCCUGAACAUACGUUGCCAAACUGAAAUUUGAAUUUUCUGAAUAAAUUGGUCAUGUCUGGAA